AUGUUCUGGGCCCAGGCAGCCCCCACGGCAGAGGCCUUGCUGAGCACCCCCCGGGGCGAAGCUCCCACCUUCUGGCGGGUGCCGGGCUCGGGUUACACCGACCGCUCGCAGCCCUUCCUGCUGGGGCCGCGCAGCUUCGCCCGCCAAUACGCGCACGUCUACGCGGCCCGGCUGGGGGCCAUGAGGCCCGCGCUGCAGCGCCGAGCCCGCCGGGCCUGGGGGGAGGACGUGGCUCUGCGGAAGCUCUGUGAGCUGCGCCCGGGUGAGAAGUGCUGCGUGGUGGGGACACUCUUCAAGGCCAUGCAGCUUCAACCCUCCAUCCUACAGGAGAUCAGCGAGGAGCACAACCUGGUGCCUCAGCCACCCCUGCCCAAGUACAUCCACCCCUCUGAUGAGCUGAUCCUGGAGGAUGAGCUGCAGCGGAUCAAGCUGGCAGGAGCCUUGGAGGUGCAGAAGCUGGUGACAGGGACCGUCUUUGCCGUCUACGGUUCCGAGCAGGAUGAUGGGAAGUUCCUGGUGGAAGAUCAGUGUUUCUCCAGCCUCCCCAGCCCGCUGCCCUGGCAGCGCCCCAGCUCAGACCAGUUUGUGCUGCUGGUGUCGGGGCUCGGGCUGGGCAGCAGCAGUGGGGAGGCCCUGCUGAGCACUCAGCUGCUGGUGGAUGUGGUGACAGGGCAGUUGGGUGCUGAGGGUCAGCAGAGCUGUGCUGCCCACAUCUCCAGAGUCAUCCUCGCAGGGAACCUGCUGAGCCAGAACACCCAGAGCCGGGACACCAUCAACAAGGCCAAGUACUUGACCAAGAAGACCCAAGCUGCCAGUGUGGAGGCUGUGAAGAUGCUGGAUGAGAUCCUGCUGCAGCUCUGUAACUCAGUGCCUGUGGAUGUGAUGCCUGGUGAGUUUGACCCUACCAACUACACGCUGCCCCAGCAGCCCCUGCACCGCUGCAUGUUGCCCCUGGCCAGCGCCUUCCCCACCCUCCACCUGGUCACCAACCCCUACCAGGCUGACGUGGAUGGUGUCAGGUUUUUGGGGACAUCAGGACAAAACAUCAGCGACAUCUUCAAGUACAGCAGCAUGGAUGAUUACUUGGAGAUCCUGGAGUGGACACUGCUGGCAGGACAUAUCUGCCCCACGGCCCCGGACACCCUGGGCUGUUACCCCUUUUACACAUCAGACCCUUUCAUCCUCACUGAGUGUCCUCAUGUCUACUUCUGUGGCAAUGCUCCCCGCUUCCAGUCCAAGGUGCUCAAAGGGGAAGAUGGGCAGCAGGUCCUGCUGGUGGCAGUGCCAGCCUUCAGUGCCACACAGACUGCCUGCCUGGUCAACCUGCAUGACCUCAGCUGCCAGCCCAUCACCUUUGCUGGCUUCAGCACCGAAGAUGAUGAUGGGGACACGGAGGUCCCACACUGA
This is a messenger RNA of Chaetura pelagica (chimney swift), 1407 nucleotides long. RefSeq names its product polymerase (DNA directed), delta 2, accessory subunit (gene POLD2). Gene Ontology annotation, cellular component: delta DNA polymerase complex. The transcript is spliced from 10 exons. NCBI's taxonomy places the organism in Eukaryota, Metazoa, Chordata, Aves, Apodiformes, Apodidae. The record is from RefSeq and is a predicted model, not a curated record. Gene Ontology annotation, biological process: DNA replication; DNA strand elongation involved in DNA replication. The coding region runs from base 1 to 1407 and encodes 468 amino acids. Gene Ontology annotation, molecular function: DNA binding.